GACGACCACAAACUGGACGUGACCGACCUGGAGAUGAAGUACAGCACCAGCGUCACCAAGGGCCUGGUGGCGGCGGGGGCGGCAGAGCGGGGGCGGCAGACGGGGCAAAAAAAAACCCGCCCCCCCCGAGGGACCCCCGAGUGUGUCAAGUUCGGGCGACAGUUGGCCGGAGGUCUCCAGUGCCUGAUGUGGGUGGCGGCGGCCAUUUGCCUCAUCGCCUACGGCGUCCAGGAGGGGGAAGGCGACCGCGGCAGCUCUGACAACCUCUACCUCGCCAUCGCCCUCAUCGCCGUCGUCGUCGUCACCGGGUGCUUCGGCUACUACCCGGAGUUCAAGAGCACCAACAUCAUCGCCAGCUUCAAGAACCUCGUCCCUCAGCAAGCCACGGUGAUCCGGGAAGGGGACAAGCUAAAAAAAUACGCCAACGAGUUGGUGGUGGGUGACCUGGUGGAGAUCAAAGGAGGAGAUCGAGUUCCCGCAGACAUCCGCAUCAUCUCGGCUCAGGGUUGCAAGGUGGACAACUCGUCGUUGACGGGGGAGUCGGAGCCCCAGACGCGGUCACCCGAGUGCACCCAUGACUCCCCCUUGGAGACGCGCAACAUCGCCUUCUUCUCCACCAUGUGCCUAGAAGGGACGGCCAUGGGUCUGGUGAUCAACACGGGUGACCGGACCAUCAUCGGCCGCAUCGCCAGCUUGGCCUCGGGGGUGGAGAACGAGAAGACGCCCAUCGCCAUCGAGAUCGAGCACUUCGUCGACAUCAUCGCCGGCCUGGCCAUCUUCUUCGGCGCCACCUUCUUCGUGGUGGCCAUGGUCAUCGGUUACACUUUCCUCCGGGCCAUGGUCUUCUUCAUGGCCAUCGUGGUGGCCUAUGUCCCUGAGGGGCUGUUGGCCACUGUCACGGUGUGCCUCUCGCUGACGGCCAAGCGGUUGGCGCGCAAGAACUGCGUGGUGAAGAACCUGGAGGCGGUGGAGACCUUGGGCUCCACCUCGGUCAUCUGCUCCGACAAAACCGGGACCCUCACCCAGAACCGCAUGACGGUCGCCCACCUCUGGUUCGACAACCAGAUCCACGCCGCCGACACCACCGAGGACCAAUCGGGGCAGAGCUUCGACCAAUCGUCGGAGACGUGGACCAUGCUGAGCCGCGUGGUCACCCUCUGCAACAGGGCCCAGUUCAAGCCGGGGCAGGACAACGUCCCCGUGGCCAAG
Molecule: messenger RNA, 1209 nt
Organism: Tauraco erythrolophus (red-crested turaco)
Lineage: Eukaryota; Metazoa; Chordata; Aves; Musophagiformes; Musophagidae
Source: RefSeq, a predicted model, not a curated record